AUUUUUCAUCAAGCCCCAAAGAGAAGAAAAAAAAAAAAGAAACCGCUCAUUUCUUAUUUUAUAUACUUUUCUAUCCUUUUUCUUUCUUUUUACAUUCCUUUUUUUUUUGAUGCUUUUUGAUGAACCAUAUAACUCUCCUUCUUUAUCUGGUCUUCACUUUAACGAGUAUAACGAUAGUUUUAGGUUACAACGACAACGACAACAGUGAACACUAUACAUCAACUACUAUUAGUAAAGCAGCUAAUGAAAGCUGUAGACGAUGGAAAGUUCAUUGCUGGCAUUCAUCCAAGACCAUCGAGGAUGGAGAAGUAACAGUGAUAAUAAAGAAAUGUACUACUAUAUCCCAGUCUAGAUCUCGGACAAUCACUCAUCAUUACACGUCCUCUCCGACUCCGAUUACAGCAAAGACAACAGGAAAGAGUAUAUCAGAAAGCACAUCCAAAGCAUCUGAUGUAUAUCCUAAACCUACUUCGAGUGGAAGAAAUUCAAUUGUCCAUAGUCCACAUCAUGUUGCUGCGACUCCUACGUCAAUAUCUUCAACUACUACUACUACCACUACUACUACUACUAUUACUACUACUACUACAACUACAGCUACAACUACAACUACUACUGCCACUACCCCUACUACUACAACUGAAGCAACGCCUCUAGCUAUCGCUCCAACCGCAACUGAGGAAAGCGGACAUAGUGGUACUACACAUAGUAGCACUAGCACCGACACUAGUAACAGCAACGACAGUAAUAACAGUAAUAACAGUAAUAACAGCAAUAGUGGUGAUAGUAACAACAAUAACAAUGACGAUAAUAAUAGUAACAGUAGUAACGAUAACAGCAACGACAAUGACGAUGAUGACAACGACAAUGAUGAUAAUAAUAGUUCAAAUAAUGAAAAUGGCGCCAACACCAGCGUGACAGAUCAUAAUCUGACACCCACCGCCCAGACGCAGCCACCGUCUCCAUCUCAGCCCAAUGGGCCCUCUAUUUUCAGCAACAACGAACUUCCAGUAGCCAACAAUGUGAGCAACAAAGCAUUAGGUAUCGGCCUAGGUGUUGGCAUCGGCUGUGUUGCCGCCUUAGGACUAGCAGGCUUGAUCGUUCACAACAAUCGUAAGAGGAAAGAAUUAAUGGAGGAAGAUCAAGGCAUUCCAACACGCUGGAGGCCCCAGAGUUUCAUGGGCGUUGUUGCCUCUGUCGUUUCUAAACUGCCUCGUUCCCCUUCUCAGCGAAGCAAAGCGUCUACUUCUAAUCUGUAA
This is a messenger RNA of Rhizopus microsporus ATCC 52813, 1256 nucleotides long. RefSeq lists its product as uncharacterized. Bases 120 to 1256 code for a protein of 378 amino acids. Lineage: Eukaryota; Fungi; Mucoromycota; Mucoromycetes; Mucorales; Rhizopodaceae. The transcript is spliced from 3 exons. The record is from RefSeq and is a predicted model, not a curated record.